Molecule: messenger RNA, 1847 nt
Organism: Nicotiana attenuata
Lineage: Eukaryota; Viridiplantae; Streptophyta; Magnoliopsida; Solanales; Solanaceae
Product: aldehyde oxidase GLOX-like
Exons: 1
Coding region: 82-1758 (558 amino acids)
Source: RefSeq, a predicted model, not a curated record
AUAUACAUUCUCACUUAGAAAAAUACAGCCUCUACACCAUAUCUAGCCUACUAAACAAAGAAAAAUCAAAACAGCUAAUUAAUGACGACUAGAACAGCAGUUAUUCUUUUAUCCGAUUUUCUUUGGCAGUUGCCUGUGCUUAUUCUACUACUACCAUUUCACCAUAACUCGGCUGACGCUGCGGUUGGUGGCACGUGGGAGCUACUGAUGUCCGACAUUGGCAUUUCAGCCAUGCACAUGCAACUUCUCAACAACGAUAGAGUCGUCAUGUUCGACCGUACUGACUUUGGCGCAUCUAACAUUGCAUUGCCGAAUGGCAAAUGCCGCAACAACUCUAAUGACCUCGCGUUGAUAGUUGACUGCACUGCUCACUCUGUAGAAUUCGACGUCACCACCAACUCUGUACGUCCACUCAUGGUCCAGACCAACGUGUGGUGCUCCUCUGGCUCCGCUAUGUCCGACGGUUCUUUGGUUCAAACUGGUGGUUUCAACGACGGUGUAAACGUCGUAAGAGUUUUCAAACCGUGCAUCACGGGAAAAAGGAGCACUUGUGACUGGCAAGAAAUGGGAAAUGGCUUAAUUCAAAGCCGAUGGUAUGCUACCAAUCAUAUGCUUCCAGAUGGAAGGCAAAUUAUUAUUGGCGGUCGUGCGGCUUUUAACUACGAGUUUUAUCCCAAGACUACUUCAACCAACAACGUAUUUAGCCUGCCGUUUCUUGAGCAGACUAAUGAUCCUAUGGAGGAGAACAAUCUUUACCCUUUUGUUUUUCUCAAUGUAGAUGGAAAUCUAUUCAUUUUCGCCAAUGACAGAGCUAUCUUGUUCGAUUACAUGAUGAACACGGUAGUGAAAACGUACCCACAAAUACCUGGUGGUGAUCCAAGAAAUUAUCCAAGUACGGGUUCUGCAGUUCUUCUUCCAUUAAAGAACUUGCAAGAACAAACGAUCCAAGCUGAGUUUUUGGUGUGUGGUGGAACACCAAGAGGCUCAUACCUCAAAGCAACAACAGGUGACUUUUUGGGUGCAUUAAAUACUUGUGGCCGGAUUACAAUUACCGACCCGGAUCCACAGUGGACAAUGGAAACCAUGCCACUGGCUCGAACAAUGGGGGAUAUGAUAAUUUUACCAAAUGGAAAUGUUUUGAUCCUAAAUGGAGCUGCCGCGGGCGCCGCUGGAUGGGAACUUGGUAGGGAUCCGGUCUUGUGUCCUGUGAUUUAUCGACCUGAUAACCCACUUGAUUCUAGAUUCGAGGUACAGAACCCGAAUACCAUACCUAGAAUGUACCACUCAACAGCGGUUUUACUUCGAGAUGGUCGGGUUCUUGUUGGUGGUAGUAACCCAAAUGAGUUUUACAACUUCACCGGAGUUCUUUUUCCAACUGAGUUAAACUUGGAGGCGUUCUCACCAUCCUAUUUGGAUUCGGAAUCUGCUAAUUUGAGACCACAAAUCAUUUCUCCUGCUUCCCGUCAUAAAUUCAAGUAUGGGCAACGAGUUAACAUUCAGUUUACUGUUUCUGGAUUACUGAACAGAGAUUUGAUCAAAGUAACGAUGGUUGCACCCGGAUUUAAUACACAUUCGUUUACUAUGAACCAAAGAAUGUUGGUAUUUUCAAGUGGAGCUGUAAGAUUGAUUGGAAAAUUCGUCUAUCAAGUCAGCUUUGUCUUUCCAAAAUCGGGUAAAUUAGCACCACCUGGUUACUAUAUGUUAUUUGUGGUCCAUCAAGAUAUCCCAAGCGAGGGAAUUUGGGUUAGGAUCCACUAACCACAUUUGACUAUGCAGAGACUUAUUUUGUACUUACAAAAUUGACAUUUUAAUUUAUAACAAUGAUUGAGCGAAGCAUCCUUAAUUUU